This is a messenger RNA of Entamoeba histolytica HM-1:IMSS, 888 nucleotides long. RefSeq lists its product as uncharacterized. Bases 1 to 888 code for a protein of 295 amino acids. Lineage: Eukaryota; Evosea; Mastigamoebida; Endamoebidae. The record is from RefSeq and is a predicted model, not a curated record. The transcript has a single exon.
AUGACACGAUUUAAUUAUUCUGGAGAAUGUGGGAAAGUAUUUAAAUACAAAGCAAAUAAUAAACGUGAUUUGUUAUUAUUUGCAUCGUCUUUUGAUGAUCCACAACGAUGGAGUAAAAUGAAAGAAUCAAGUCAACACAUUAUGGCAUUGACUGAGUCAGCUCUUCCAAGAGCAACAAAACUAUUAUUACUUCUUGGAGAUGCACCAACACCAACAUUUGAAGAAGAAAUAAAUACAUAUGGAAUAGAAGUAGUAAAAGUAAAAUAUGAAUUACCAGUAGCAACAGCUGUUGUUCAAAGAAUUUUUGCAGAGAAGAUUUUUCUAGAAGAGAACAAACAUAAAUAUGACAGAGUUAUUAUUGCAGACUUUAGAGAUGUACUUAUUUUUAAUGAUGCAUUUGCUACAUUUUCUUCAAAUGACUUGAUAUUAUUGAUGGAAUGUUUAUCAUUCAAUUCAACUGAACAUUGUGUAACAUUAAAUGAAAAAACAAAUAAGAAAUGGAUGAAUGAAGCAUAUGGUGAAGAAAUAAGUAAGAAAUUUGCAGAAAAGAAUGAAAUUUUAAUGAAUGGAGGAUUGUUUCUUGGAGGAAUAAAUAAAAUAAUAGAACUUCUAACAAUUCAAAUUAAUAAUUUAAAUAAAAACAAAAUGAUGUUAUGGGGACAAGAUCAAGCUACAUUAAAUUAUAUUCAUCUAACUGGACAAUUGAAUCAUUUAAAUAUUACUAAAGAUUAUUGUACUCAAAGAAUGUGUUUUGCAGAAAGUUUUACUGGAUAUUAUGAUAAAACAAUGAAACGAAUAACAACAAAAUCAACUGGAUGUUCUCCAGUUAUCAGACAUAAAUUAGUCUUUUCAGAACCUCGUUUUAAAUAUCCACCUAAUAUUAAUUAA